GCGACAAAGAAAAGUAGGGAAAAGCAGAAGAGUAAUGGAUGAGAAGCUUGAGAUCCUUCUGAAAUGGGCAGCAAAGGUUGGAAUUUCAGACUCAGAAACUUCUCAAGUUCAGACCCAUCCCCCACUGACCUGUUUAGGUCACUCUCUCUUCGUUUCGCAUUUUCCCGAAGCCGGCGGAAGGGGUUUGGCGGCUCUGCGUGACAUUAGAAAAGGAAAGUUGAUUCUCAGAGUUCCCAGAUCAGCUUUAAUGACCAGAGAGACUGUACUCAAAGAUGAGAGACUAUCUAACGCUCUCAACGCCCAUUCUUCACUCUCUCCUACUCAGAUAUUAAGUAUUUGCUUAUUGUAUGAAGUGGAUAAAGGAAGUAGCUCUUGGUGGUAUUCAUACUUGAUGAAUCUUCCGAUUAGUUAUGACGUUUUAGCAGCUUUUGGUGAAUUUGAGAAGCAAGCUCUGCAAGUUCUGUCUCUUUCUCAUCAUGUGGAGGAUGCAAUUUGGGCUACACAAAAGGCCACGUUGAAGGCUGAAUUGGAAUGGAAAGAAGCUAAUGUGUUGAUGAAAGAACUUAACCUCAAGCCUAGACUUCUUACCUUUAAGGCAUGGCUUUGGGCGUCUGCUACUAUAUCCUCGAGGACCUUGCAUGUACCAUGGGAUGUGGCUGGAUGUUUAUGUCCUGUGGGAGACUUAUUUAAUUAUGCUGCACCUGGAGAAGACUUAAAUUUCAAGACGCAAUCUUCUUCAUUUGGAAUUAGCCAUUGUGUAGAUGGGCAUGACCCAACAGAUAUGUUACACUCAGAACAGCUUGAUUAUCAUUCAGGAAGAUUGACUGAUGGUGGUUUUGAGGAAGAUGUUGCUGCAUAUUGCUUCUAUGCCAGGAGACAUUAUAGAAAAGGAGAGCAGGUCUUAUUGUGUUAUGGUUCGUAUACAAAUAUAGAGCUUCUUGAACACUAUGGCUUUAUCUUGAAUGAAAAUCCAGGAGAAAAGAUCUUUAUUCCUUUGGAAUCUGAAUUGUGCUUCUCUAACACUUGGCCUAUGGAGUCCAUGUAUAUCCAGCAAUGUGGAAAACCUUCUUUUGCCCUACUCUCAGCUUUGCGUUUAUGGGCAACCCGGCCAAACCAACGAAGAUCUGUUUCUCAUCUUGUUUAUUCAGGAUCCCAAGUCUCAGUUGAAAACGAGAUACUUGUAAUGAAUUGGAUUUUGAAGAAGUGCAAUUUUGUCUUGAAGAAUUUGCCAACAUCAUUUGAAGGUGACAGUUCGCUUCUAAGUGACAUUGAGAAACUACAAGAUUCUUUUAGUUCUGUGCAGCUGAAGAAUGUUUUGGCAUCUUCAACAGGUCAUAUUCGCGCAUUCUUGGAGGCCAAUUGUUUGGAGAGAGGGGAAAGUAGUGCUAAGAUGCUAUCAUCUUUGAACAUUAUACAGGCCAUAGGUAGGUGGAGAUUAGCUAUUCAGUGGAGGCUAAGCUACAAGGAAACUCUGAUCAAUUGCAGUUCUUAUUGUUCUAAAGUUAUCGAGUCCCUUUCUUUUCAAAAUGACUCUAGAAUUGACCUUAGUGUAAUAUAAAUUUAGUGGUUUCAUCGCUCUUAUUUAAUUUUAAAGGAUUCAAUAAUUCUAAUUC
Molecule: messenger RNA, 1613 nt
Organism: Humulus lupulus (European hop)
Lineage: Eukaryota; Viridiplantae; Streptophyta; Magnoliopsida; Rosales; Cannabaceae
Product: protein SET DOMAIN GROUP 40
Exons: 6
Coding region: 35-1558 (507 amino acids)
Biological process (GO): peptidyl-lysine monomethylation
Molecular function (GO): protein-lysine N-methyltransferase activity; protein binding
Source: RefSeq, a predicted model, not a curated record